Molecule: messenger RNA, 2777 nt
Organism: Papilio machaon (common yellow swallowtail)
Lineage: Eukaryota; Metazoa; Arthropoda; Insecta; Lepidoptera; Papilionidae
Product: G patch domain-containing protein 1 homolog
Exons: 10
Coding region: 124-2709 (861 amino acids)
Biological process (GO): mRNA processing
Cellular component (GO): nucleus
Molecular function (GO): RNA binding
Source: RefSeq, a predicted model, not a curated record
UGACAGAGUAAAUGUCAAAAGAAAGAGCCAACUUAGGUUAUGUUUAUAUUUUGUUGCAAAAUGUUCAAUUUAUUUUGAAAUCGUUAUCCAAUUAAUCAAUAAAUUUGAGCUUAAAUAGAAAUAAUGAGCGAUUCAGAUACAGACGAAGAAAAUGUAAUUCGUUAUGGAACACCGCUUGAGCCAUAUGAAGAAGAUGAAGUGCCAGCAAAAAGAAAGUUUCAAGAGCCAGCGGACCAGUACGCGGUGGAUGCUCAUGGACGUAGAAGGUUCCAUGGUGCAUUUACUGGAGGUUUCUCUGCUGGCUAUGGGAACACAGUCGGUACCCCAGAAGGAUGGGCACCGGCCACUUUCAAAAGUUCACGUUCAGAUAAAGCCACAAUCUCUAGUCAAAGACCAGAAGACUUUAUGGAUGAUGAGGAUCGUGAUGAAUUUGGUAUAGCACCGCGCCAGUUGGAAACUCAUAGAGAGUUCUCAGGUCAGAAGAGGCAACGGCGUCAGUUUUUUGAUGGACCAAUCCCAGGAGAACCAGUAUUGGAACAAUUGGUCCGUGCAGUACAUGACACAGCAGCUGUCAGGAUGUUGCGAGCAAUGGGCUGGCGUGAAGGUCAGGGUACCGGAGAGAGGCUAGCUAAGGCAGAGAAGAAGCGAGCUAAAGAACAGCAUAAGGUGUAUGGGUGUUAUGUGCCACCGGAAAUGAGAAAUGAGAAUCCCCAUCAAGAAGACGAAGAUAGUUCGGAUUCAGAAAUAGAUUACGAUACACUGUUCGCUCCGGACGAUUAUGAACCUUAUAUACUUCAGCGUAAGAACGAUCGCUUUGGACUUGGCUAUAGUGGAUUGAGCAGACAUUCAGUUCUUGGUAACUUAGUGGGAGAAUAUGGAGAUGCUGGCACAUCUAAAAGUCAUCUUACAAUGAAAGAAAAAGGAAAGAAGGUAUCGAUACGUGGUCAGGCGUUUGGUGUUGGCGCCUUCGAAGCUGAUGACGACGAUAUCUACGCGACUGAGGACAUGUCACACUACGACUUCACAUUAGGAGGUCCGGCUAAAGAUAAACCUAAGAAAGUCAAUGCUAAGACUAAUAAUGUGUUAGAUGGAUUCGUAAAAUCGAGUGUCCCCCUUCCUUCCGUGCCGUCGUACCCUCCCCCUGCGCUGCCGCGGGACUACACGCCCGCCCCCGCCGGCAGUCGCAGGUCCAGGUUCGAACCCAUCAAAGAAACUCCCAGAGAUCAAGGACUAGGUCGUCAUGAACUGACAGCGGAAGCAAGGGGUGCUUUAUUGGGGGAAACUCCCGUACCAAAGACAACAAUCGUACCAGAGACAAUACCAGUACAGAGUGAUCCGAUCGCAAAAAUAGUUGGUAGAAAUGUCAAUUUCGUUUCUAACACGGAAAAGAAAACCGAAUUAGAUUUUAUACCGAUUAAAGAUUCCGGUAAAGAAAUACAAAAGGUUUUUAAACCAUUUGUCGGUGAUCCGUUGAAACAGGCGAGGUAUGAAAGAUAUUUGAAGAAUAAAGAUGCUAUGGUAGAAAGUGAUAGCAAUAUUGAUAGACUAUGUGAAUGGGAAAGAGACAGAGAGCUGGCCGAGUUCGAACAAGCUGCCAAAUUGUACAAACCUUUGACAGGGAUUAUGGAAGAAAGAUUCACACACGCCGCUGAACCUGACGACGCAGUAAAUCCCCUUUGCGCUGUAGCUAAAAGUACAAAUAACUAUGGUCUGGCAACACCGGAACAAAUAGAAGCCGCUAGAAUUGGUGCAUUCGGUACUAUGACACGGAAAGAAACCUCUUGGAGACCGGAAUCAUUGGUCUGCAAACGGUUUAACGUACCCGAACCUGGUACAACAAGAGACGAGCCCAAAAAAGAUGAUAAACCAAAAGUAUCGUAUUCAAUAUUCUCCUAUUUAGAAUCCUCUGUACACGACAAAGAAAGCUUUACAAAAGAGCAAACAAAAUUCAGCGGCUCGAAAUCUCUCAGCAUUGAUACAGUUACAAAAUCAAAACAAGCAAUAACAGAGAAAAAAAAAGAUAGUAUAGAAGAAACUACAUCACAAACAUCUGUUAAUACUGGUUUUAGUAAAAGAAUGACAGUUGCAGAAUUAUUCUUAAAGGAAUCAGAAAAAGAUCUUAAGAAUAAUGAACAAAAUGUAGUUACAGAAACGAUAAAUAAAUUCGAUAAAAUGGAUUUAUACAAAUCGAUAUUCCUAAGUGACAGUGAGAACGAAGAUGAAACAUUAAAAGAAACAAAUACAAAAGAUAUUAAUGACUUCAUAGAAAAACCUAAAAACGUCGAAAGAAACACCUCACCGCCUCGUGGUAUUUUCGCUAAUAUAGAUUUCGAUGAACUUAACUCAUGGAAGAGGAACGCAGAUGAUAAAAUAACAGAGACAAAAACUGUCAAUGUAACGACACCUACAAACAAAACCAUAGAUAAUGAUAAAUGUAAAGAACAUACUCCAGAAACAAAUGAAGAUGGCAAUGUCUAUGGUCCGAAAAUACCCGAUAAUUUGAAAAAACGACUUGAAGAUAACAACACAAUUGUAAAUGAUUUUAAGCCUAUAUAUAGAAAUAAAGAAGAGAGAAAUAUAGACUCAUCGUCCGAAUCGGACUCGUGGGUCGAAGCGAAAGAAUUGAAAUCAAAGAAGGAUAAGAAAAAGAAAAGCAAGAAACACAAGUCAAAGCAUAAAAAGUCUAAACACAAGAAAAAGGACAGAUAGAUGUUAAAUUAUGUAUAUUGAGAUAAUUUAUCUUACUAAUAUUAUAAAAGCGAAAGUUGAGAUGGAUG